AUUUUUAUUUAUUUUGUUUGCUGAAUUGAUUUGUCGAGCGAAAGAGAUCGAUACACAAUUGAUCCUUGUAGGGAAAAACGGAAUUGAUCCCGAUUCUGCUCUCAUUCGAUCGGAUUGUUGUUAUCUUCGAUUGAAUUUGUUGAUUUUGCGUAAUUGAACCAAAAAAAUUUCCAGUUUCUGGGUUUGUUGUACUUUGUCUGCUGUGUUAGCUUUGGGUCCUGAUCGGAUUUAUAAUUCGAUCAAGCUAGGGCAAAUCUGUAGGUGGGGUAUUUUCUUACUGCUUCGUGGAUCGGUAGCCAAGAGUUUUGGGUAACGGAGGAUUUGGGGCUGAUUCCAGCGCUCGAUGCAAUGUUAGAAAGGUACUAGGGUUAAGGAGGCUAGGUUUUGGUGGUUUGGAUUCAAGGAAUUUUCAUAGAAAUGGAGGAGUCUGAACUUGAAGAAGGAGAGGCUUGCUCUUACAAUAUUACUAACGAUUAUGUUGGAAGCAUAGACCCCGAUAGCGAUCUCUCUUACAUUGAUGAGAAGCUUCAAAACAUCCUUGGACACUUCCAGAAAGACUUCGAGGGCGAUUUUUCAGCUGAGAAUCUUGGGGCGAAAUUUGGUGGCUAUGGCUCUUUCUUACCAACUUAUCAACGUUCCCCUAUUUGGUCUUGUCCAAAGACACCAGCAAAACCUCAGAGUUCUACAGGGCCUAGAUCACCCAACGUCUUACUAGGGGAGUCCCAGAGUGGUAAUGCAGCUUCGUCUAGCGUUCCUAAAAAGGAAAAAUCCGGGCUUGUUUCCUCUAGAAUUCCGAAAAAAUCAAUGAAAUCCAAGAAACCCAAUUCCAGUUCCAGACAGGAAUCCGCAGCCAAGAAACCUGGUGUCUUCAGUAAACAGAACUCUCUGAAGCUUCGGAUAAAGAUGGGAUCAGAUAGUUUAUCUACAGAAAAGAAUAAGAAUGCUGCUGCGAUAUACAGUGGCCUCGGACUUGAUGUCUCCCCUUCUUUGUCAUUAGAUAAUAAUAGUCUUUCAGGUAGUGAAGGGAUGAAUGGGGAACCUCAGGGUUAUUCUCCGUUGGAGUCUCCCACCAGUAUUCUUAAUGUAAUGACUUCCCUUCCUGUGGAUCAUUAUCAGUUUCUAUCUCCUCUCUCUGAUGAUCUGAUUCGAUUCAUCGAAAGGGAAAAACCCGAAAAGGGAUAUAAUUAUACAUCUCCGUCUAGGCUUUUCAUUGAGAGUUCUUCUGCUAUGGCAAAUGGUUUGGAACCUCAGAAGGCUGGAGAGAAACCAUCAAUUGAGAAGAAAAGAAAGAUGUUGGGGAGGGACAACUUUUAUGCAGAGACAAAUGUCCGCAGCAAGAAGGGCCCCCCAGACGGAACUGAUGCCACCGUCAAGGAGACAACAGAAACAAACACAUCAUAUCCUACUGCUGCGGAGAAAGAAACAGCCAGUAGUAAAUUAUUUGAUGCAUCCAAGGAAAACUACAAUGGCGCUUCUAGGGGGGAAAUGGUGGGUGAUGUCGAGAGAAGAUUGUGGGGUCUAACUCGUCAUAAAGAUCUUGGGCCGCAUCAUGAGAAUCCAAAGACUAGUUCAGCUGGAAGUGCUCGGGAAGAUAAAAAGACUAGAUUUGGUGAUGAUGAUGCUUCAGGGUACUCGAGGAAAGUUGGCAAAUUCAAUGGAAGCAAAGCUUCUGAUUCAGUCAAAAAGGAAUCGAGUGCGUCAAUGGCAAAAAGUGGUCACAAGGGGGAGCCAGAACAUUCUUCGAGAAAGCAGAAGUCGGAUCAGAUAGAACAAGAGCCGCAGUCUUCAUCAAAGUCUAAGGAACAGAAAAGGUCUGUUGUUUAUGAGACAAAGAUGAAUGGUCAACUUGAGAAGAAGGAAGUGGUAGCCUUGAAACCACAAAAUGAUGCCAAAAAAGCCGAGGAAACUUACAAAGACUUUUUUGGAGACAUAGAGGACUCUGAAGAAGAAGAGGAACCGACUUGUUCGUUGGAAGUAAAAGAUUUUCCGAGGUCAGAAAAGGGACUUCCGGCCUUAGAAGAUAUGCCUGAAAAGUCGAGCUUCCCAUUAGCAGAAUCCCCGAAUGUUGGUCCUGGACCCAUAUUGAGUAAACUCGGUUCCGAUACUGCUCUUCCGAAAGCGAAUCCUGUGAUCAUACAAGAACAUUGGGUGGCUUGUGACAAGUGUGGAAAGUGGCGGCUUCUACCUCUCGGUGUCUACCCAGAAAACCUUCCUGAGAAAUGGAUGUGCACAAUGCUUUAUUGGCUGCCUGAAAUGAACUUUUGCCAUAUUCCUGAAGAUGAAACAACGAAAGCUCUGUAUGCGAAGUAUCAGAACCCUGCACCUGACAGCCAAGCUUUAAUGCAGAGCAAUCUCAGUAGCCCUAAGCCUCAGUUUGAUCAGGGAGAUGAUAACACAAAAAAGAAGAAAAAGGGUUUAAAGAAUGGAUUGGAUAAAGAAGUUUCUCGAACUGGAGAAACUAACAAGAAGACCAUCCUAACAUCAACAAGAAAUGGAAUCAUUCACAAUUCGCAUGGACUUAGCGACUUGGUCGACGAGGAGAGACAAAAACAUAAACAGAAAGAGAAAGGAAAAGCACUGGAUCACCACUCUGAUGAGUCGAGGAGCUUGAAGGUGAAUAACAAAAGGAAUGCAAAUGUAGAUAGCUCUAUGCUGGCCAAGAAAAUGAAGAUUGAAAGUUUUUUGUUUCCUGAUGAAUCUGAAUACGGAAGUGGACGUCCUACCUCGAGUAGUGGUGUCCCUGCCGCGUCCGCAGAGAAAAGGCCCAAACCUCGUGUCUCUUCUAAAAUGCCAAAAGAGGAAGGAGGGGCUUCAGACACGGGAAAUAGCAAUAGCACAGGGGGGAGUAAAAAGAGGAAACUGAAAGAAAGCAAUGGUUCUGGGGUGUACAGUGAGAGCGGAAACCAUGAACGAAAGAAACCUCGAGUUGUUAAAGAAGAAAAGGAGCCUAGUUUUUCUCAUGGUAAUGGCAAGUCGGAAAAGAAAAACAGAAGUCAUUCGAAAAGAGAGUAUGGACAUGUUCAGAAUUUAAUUGCGGCCACCUCAAGUUCUUCUAAGGUUUCAGAUUCUCAUAAACCCAGAAACAGCUCCCACGAAGCUAAAUGUUCGCCUGUUGAGUCGGUGUCGUCCUCACCUAUGAGGAUUUCCAACCCUGAGAAAAGUGUAUCUGCGAGAAAGAAGAAAGAAGGAACUUAUGGUGAAGGUGAAGAUGAUGUUGGGAGUGAUAGAUCGCUAAGGACGAAGUACAAACAUGGAUCUCAUGAGUCUUCUGUGCUUGAUGUUUGGGAUAAUAAAGAAUCUUUGAAAGCCAAAGAGCGUGCUAAACCUUCUCUGGAUGCGAACUUUGAGAAUGGUGGCCAUAAGGAUAUACCGCGAAAACUGGAUCAUAUUCAUGGUGAAGGAAAACAGUCUAGCGAUCAUCAUCGGCGUAGCAAUGAUCCUUUGGCGAAGAAGUCAGGAAAGAGUUCAUCUUCUCGGUCCAAAGACAAGAGCCAAAGCAUCAUGUCUGAUUCACGGGAUGGUCCGAGACAUAUUGAAAAGAAGAUAUACGAUGGUAGUCCUGACAGUAGAGUAGAUAUGGUCAUGAGACCAAACAUUCCAAAGCCUUAUGACGGCGAAAGAAUGUCAGAAAGAAGUAAUAAAACAGAUUUAGCUUCUCCAUCACGGCCACCAUCUAGAAGUGUCCAAGGGGAUUCCUCUAUACAUUCUGCCCGUAAGAAAGUCGAUAAAUGCGGCACAUCAGCCGGGAGUAAAAGUAUUCAAGCUGAUGAUGUGACAAAGACAACAGUCCAAAUAAGAAGGAAAAACGAGCCUUCUCCAAGCCCCUUGCGAAAGGAAGUGAUAUCUGCGCAAGCCGCCCAUAAUAUUUUAAAAGAAGCUAAAGAUUUGAAACAUACAGCUGACCGUGUCAAGAAUUCUGUAACAAACCUUGAGCACAUUGAGCUUUACUUCCAGGCUUGCCUCAAGUUUCUUCAUGGUGCUUUUCUGUUGGAGAUGAGCAGCAACGAGAGUGCUAGACAAGGAGAGACAAUGGUCCAAUCUAUGAAGAUUUAUAGUAGCACAGCCCAUCUUUGCGGAUUUUGUGCCCAUGAGUAUGAGAAGUUUCAAGAUAUGGGAGCUGCUGCUCUGGCUUACAAAUGCAUGGAGGUCGCGUAUAUGAGAGUUGUUAAUUCAUCUUACACCAGUGCCAAUAAAUAUCGGAUUGAAUUGCAGACUUCUUUGCAAAUGGUUCCUCCAGGUGAGUCUCCUUCCUCUUCUGCCUCGGAUGUUGAUAACGUAAACCAUCCAGCGGCAGCAGACAAAGUUGGCACCUCAAGGGGCAUCAGUUCUCCUUUAAUUGCUGGGAACCACGUCAUAUCUGCGCACAACCGCUGUACUAUUUUACGUCUACUUCAAUUUGCUCAGGACGUUAAUCUGGCUAUGGAUGCCUCGAGGAAAUCACGUGUGGCAUUGGCGGCCUCUAUUGAAAACUUGGGGGAGGCCCAACAACAAGGAGAGGGUAUUCUGUCCAUUCAAAGCGCCCUUGAUUAUAACUUCCAAGACGUGGAGGGGUUGCUGCGUUUAGUGAAACUUGCGAUGAAGGCCAAUAACCGGUGAAAGAGAGCUAAAAAGAAGCAACCUAUCUGUGAAAACUAAGAAGAAGAGGCCAAAUUCUGAUAGUGAAAAGAAUCUUCUGUUGCCUUGCGGCUCUGCGUCCAUUUCCAUUUACAAAACGGCAGUUUGAGCAUUUGUUUUGGAUCCCAUAAUCAUUUGUACAAAUCCAAGAAGAGUUUCACUGACAGAGUCUGCCAUGAAGGCUGAAGAGGUUUCUGGUAAACCAAGGAAGGAACUUGACAUUUGACUUCUUCAGAUGCUUCUCUUAUUCUACGGAGGAACAAUUCACAAAGGCAACAUAAUAACAAGCUUCUUUUCCCAGCUAAUUAUCCAAGAAUCAUGUAUGGGAUUAGACAGAGCAAACAAGGUGUAACAUCUGGUAGUGGAUUUUCUAUUUCUCCAUCUCAAGACGGAGAAAGCCCUUCUCGCAGUAUCAGAUUGUAAACUGUUCUCAUUCUAAAUAAGCCAUUUAGGGUACUACAAAGAAAGAAAUAAUAAAAUUACAAAAGAGUUUGGAGUAAUAGUAGCUUUUCUUGUAGUGGCUUUCAGUUUUAGGAGGCAAUGUUGUCUUUGUAGAUAAAAAAAAAGUAUAGGUUACAAAUAGAGUUUUACCGUCUUGCUCUGCCGGAGGAGCUUUCUGAGGGUUACCGACAACUUCACGAUCUGAGUUUCCGACGAAUUUUUGAAACAGGCUUUGGUCCCUCGUCUCUUGUAGCUUAACCAAUAUGUUAUAUUUUUGACUAAAGAUCCUCAACUCAUGAGUGUAUGUAUUGCCUUCUCUGGUUUGAAUGACCUUAAUGUAUAAACUAUACAUACAUUGUUCAUCAAAGAUGAUGGAAAUUAUCUUAACACAAAAUAUACCAUAAAAGUGAGAA
Messenger RNA from Eutrema salsugineum, 5468 nucleotides. RefSeq lists its product as uncharacterized. The transcript is spliced from 12 exons. The record is from RefSeq and is a predicted model, not a curated record. NCBI's taxonomy places the organism in Eukaryota, Viridiplantae, Streptophyta, Magnoliopsida, Brassicales, Brassicaceae. Gene Ontology annotation, molecular function: zinc ion binding. Bases 418 to 4596 code for a protein of 1392 amino acids.